This is a messenger RNA of Clupea harengus (Atlantic herring), 896 nucleotides long. It is a transcript of the gene fam204a, whose product is annotated as family with sequence similarity 204 member A. The record is from RefSeq and is a predicted model, not a curated record. Lineage: Eukaryota; Metazoa; Chordata; Actinopteri; Clupeiformes; Clupeidae.
GCUGGGAAACACGGCAAUGGUUAUUGUAGGCUACUGUCUCGUCUUAUUAAACAUUUUAGAAGACCAGGAAAAAAACAACUCAGAAUGUAUAGCGGACUUCUUCCAAAGGAUCUGUCAGAAGCAGACCUUAGUUCUGACGAUAGCGAAAAUGGUGUGUGUGAAGGGGACCGCGAUGCUAGUGAAGCAAUUGUAAGAGAAUCUAAAGAUGAUGCUAUCGCACUACUAUCCAGUGAAACUUCAGUCACACAGGUUGAAGCUCUUCAGUUUGUUGACAGUGCUGGGGACGGCAAUUCUUCAGAUGAAUGCUUACCUGGGGUCUCUAAGGAGAUGUGGAAAAAGUUCAAACACCUUCAGAAGCGAAAGGACGACCAGAGCCGAGAGUUACCAUCAACAAAGCGAAAAAGAAAGCACAGAGCAAAUAAAAGAAAACGUUCUGACCCUGAAACUCUGAACAAAGAGUCUAAAAAGGCGGAGGAAGUGAACGCGCCAGAGAAACAUCUGGAUGGAUUGAAGCAGUAUUUUGGCAUUAAUGACAGAUUUGAGCCCCCGGCCUGUAGCAAGCGUCCUUGUCAAUCUGGACUACAGAAGACUAUUGACAGUGCUAUUGCUGAAGGGGAAUUUGAAAAGGCAGAGGAGCUGAGUGACAGAUUGGCUACUCGAGAGUUGGGUGUCAAAAUCAAGAACGCAGUUGAUUGCCGUGACUUUGUGCAAGCUAAACAGGAAAUGGAGGCUUCCAAGGCAGCCCAGCAAAGAAAGAAGAGUGUUGUUUGGGGUUUUGAAGCAAAGCAAAGAUGGGAAACUAAAAGCAACAUGGGCUACAUGUGAGACUGACAAGAGGUUUUGUUAGUCAGCAAAACAUUUAGUCAGACAUAGCUAUCUUUCUAUUUCAUGUUAAU